AUGCGAACACCUUUCUACUCUCUCCUCUCCCGCUUUCGCUCCGAAUGCCUGUUCCAGCUAGGCAAUACCUUUCAUUCAUACCCCGACGGGUUCACGCAAGUACAGCCUCCAAUCAUCACCUCAUCCGAUUGCGAAGGCGCAGGGGAAACCUUCACUCUAGCACCGCGCGGUACUGCGGUGGCCGCAGACGGGAGCGACAACAAUUUUUUCCGGUCGCCGAAGUACCUCACCGUCUCGUCACAACUACAUCUUGAAUCCUAUGCGGCUGAGCUGGGUAAUGUCUGGACUCUCACUCCCGUAUUCCGGGCAGAGAAGAGUGAUACGCCACGGCAUUUGAGUGAGUUUUAUAUGCUCGAAGCCGAAGCAAACUUCAUGUACGAUUUAGAUGCUCUCACUGAUCAGGUCGAGCACUUGGUCCGCGACUUGACCCGCCGCUUGUACGAGACUCCUGUCGGCCAGGAGAUUCUUGCACAUGGAGGCGAAACCGAGCCGAUUACUGGCGAGUCGCAUAAAGAUUUUGAGAAAAGACGUGCCGACAACGUCGCACAUCUCCAUAAGCGCUCCAAGAAGCGGCUCUUACGGGUGUUUCUUUUGAGCAUGUCCCAAUCUGGGACAGUGGUCUACAGCUUGAACACGAGAAAUACCUGGUUGAAAAGAUCUUCGAGAACUCCCCCCGUGUUUGUUACCGACUAUCCGAAGGCUGUGAAGCCUUUCUAUAUGGCUCCUUCGGCUGAAGAGACUAUCGCAACCACGACAAGGACCAAUACGGUCGCUUGUUUUGAUCUACUCUUCCCUGAGGUCGCCGAGGUCGCGGGCGGCUCUCUACGUGAGCACCGUCUGCCAAAUCUCAUCCAGAACAUGCGGGAGCACGGUCUAAUCAAGAAGACCCCGGCUCUCGAUGAGGAUGGGCACCCAUCCAAGCACAAGAAAGACAAGGAUGUCUACCCUCACCUCACAGCAGAUGAGGACCUGGGACAUCUCCAGUGGUACGCUGAUCUUCGACGGUGGGGAUCUGCGCCACACGGCGGGUUUGGCUUGGGAUUCGAUCGAUUCUUGAGCUACUUGUCCGGAGUCUCCAGCGUGCGCGACGUGGUAGCAUUCCCGCGGUACUUCCGACGGGCUGACUGCUAG
Molecule: messenger RNA, 1131 nt
Organism: Penicillium chermesinum
Lineage: Eukaryota; Fungi; Ascomycota; Eurotiomycetes; Eurotiales; Aspergillaceae
Product: asparagine--tRNA ligase SLM5
Exons: 2
Coding region: 1-1131 (376 amino acids)
Biological process (GO): asparaginyl-tRNA aminoacylation
Cellular component (GO): mitochondrion
Molecular function (GO): asparagine-tRNA ligase activity; ATP binding
Source: RefSeq, a predicted model, not a curated record